Messenger RNA from Aspergillus alliaceus, 526 nucleotides. RefSeq lists its product as uncharacterized. NCBI's taxonomy places the organism in Eukaryota, Fungi, Ascomycota, Eurotiomycetes, Eurotiales, Aspergillaceae. The transcript has 3 exons. Bases 90 to 359 code for a protein of 89 amino acids. The record is from RefSeq and is a predicted model, not a curated record.
GCCUGCCCUCUCAAUUCCCUGUAUCUCUUGUAUCCCUAAUUGAUCAAUUUCCCUAGUUACCGCACUCUAUUUGAACAUAUUUGUCCAGAAUGAAGCUCUCAGUCACGGCUCUUCCUCUGUUCCUCGCAGCUUCGAUGGCUAUGCCUACUCCAGCUCAGCCGAACGAAAUAGUGCGACGUUUUGAAGGUGCUACCCUUCUCGAUGGUAUUAUGAAAUCCGGGGGCGCCUCGGGGAUGUUGAAGAGUGUGGCCGACGGGAUCAAUCUUCCACUCAAGCCCGAAGACUUGAAGAAGGGGGCUAAGGAUACUAAGGGGGCUAAGGAUGCUCAAGGCGUGAAGGAUGCGAAGCAGGGUAACUAGAAAUAUUGAUGCUUAUUGUAAUUAGUAGUUUUUGUCCCUUUCGCCCUCUCUCCAACUUUCAUAUACUGGUACAGGAGAUACCAUAAUAUAACAUCCAGGCGUGGUCAAGAUAAUGUCUGUCAUUCUUCAUGCUCUCGUAAUUCAUGGAUAUGGCUAGCAUCACUAUA